AUGGUUGGAGAACUUGGCGCUUUAGGUGUCUGCUCUACUCGGACAACCACCGUGCGCUGCAAGGACAUUUGCGAUGUCUACAUCUUGGCAAAGGCUGCUCUACAACAAGUGCUGGCUCUCUAUCCAAGCGCGCAGGAUCCCCUGCGGAAGCUGGCCACUGUCCGCAUGCGCAGUGAUGUGGAACGGAUGUCGGAGAAGCACGUGCUGCUCCACUGUCCACUCUUUCAACAGAGCAGCAGGAAGUUCCUGGACAAGAUCUCUGAGCACAUGGAGGACCGCCUCUUCAUGGAAGGAGAGGAUCUCUGCAAAGAAGGCGAGAAGGGCGACACGAUGUUCAUCCUCGUGCAGGGAGUCCUGAAUGUUUGCGUGCUAAAAGAUGGACAGAACAUCAAAGUGAAUGAGCUCCACAAGGGCAGUGUGAUCGGAGAAAUUACCGUGCUCGGCUUGGCCAAUCACCGGACUGCCACCCUGACAGCCCAGCAGGUGUGCCUGGUCCAAGUGCUGCACAGACCCAUUCUGAUGAAGUACCUCAAUGAGUUCCCUCGCGAGAUCGUGACCUUUCAGGAGGUGGGAGCCUCACGGCUGGCGAAAAGCGGCGUGAGCAAAAGCACCCUGUUCCCGCAGCAGGUGCUUUUCAAGGAUUGCAGCCCGCCUUUCCUUGACGCAUUGUGCAAACAGCUGCAACGGAAGAUUUGCUUUCCUGGACAAGUCAUUGUGGAAGAGGGCACAGAGAGCCAGGACGAAAUGUAUGCCAUUGCACAGGGUGAGGCAUCUGUGGAGAAGGGCGGCCAACGUCUCGGAGAGAUCCAGCAAGGCUUCGCCUUCGGCGAGAUGGCGGUGCUGCGGCUCACCUCGGGCCAGCCGGUGACCAUCAAGGCGGAGAGAAUGUGUGACUUGCAAUACUUGAACUGCUACGAUCUGGAAACCCUGUUGGAGAGCUACCCACGAGAGAGGGAGCGUUUGCUGAAAGUCGUUGCGUUCAUGAUGAGAGAGGAGCUUGCGGAAGUGACCGAUGAAGAGGUUCUGGGAGAAGUUCCACUCCUCGCAUGCAUGGGGGAAGGCUUCAUCAAGCGGUUGGCGGCACAUUUGCAGGUGAGCGUCGUCAGGAAGGGAGAGCUUAUCAAAGGCAAGAAGGAGGAGCUCUUCUUAGUGCUGCUCCAAGGCAAAGCUUGCGUGCAGAUCGAUGGUAUCACUCUCCGCGAGAUGUGCGAAGGUGAGAGCUAUGGCGAGGCCUCGGCAUUGGGCCUUGUCCCAUGUGGCGACAGUGCAGAAGUCAGAGCUGCGGCAGGAUCUGUGAGCCUCUACUUGUGGGUUCCCAAGGAAGCAGUGCAGCGUGCCCUUCAUGAAGGCGCCCAUGUGCGGGACAAGCUGAGAGGCACGGUUGUGGUACCUCCAGGAAUCCACAAAUCAGCUUUGGCAAGCAGCGCUCUCAAGCACAUGAAAUUCUCCGAGGACCAGAUUCACCAGUUGCUGGCACGGUGCGAGGAGUGCUUCUGCAUGGCCGACAAGGAGAUGCUGUCCAUUCGGCAAAGCAUCAAGCAGAUGCUUUUUAUGCUGUCAGGUAAAGCAAGCUAUCAAAAAGGUGAAGAAAAGCUCAAUCUCGUGCCUGGAGGUUCCUUGGUGCAUUUGAGCAAAAGCACACCAAGCCUUCGUAGCCCAGUGAUUGCAACUACCAACUGCAAGUACCUCCUUCUGAACAAGCGCGUGUUCCUGGAAUUCAUCAAGGCGCAACCUGAACAGGAGCGUCAGCGCCUUCUCCAGCGCUUGGAGUCUAUGCCUGGCCAGGCAAGGGCGCCUGCCACACUGAGACAGAUGUCGGACCGCAUUGGGGAGCAAUGUCUUCAUGCUGCCAAGGCCGCAUUGAAGGACAACAUGAAGCCUUGGGACAAGCCCAAGGCCAGAUUUGCAGCAACCUUGCCUGGAGCUCCCAGCAGUAUGCAGACCAGUCAUGUGAACAAUGCGCCCAUCAAAGUUGCCUCAACCAAGAGCCUUUCUUCACAUGAGGAGCCUGCCCAAAAAGAUGGAUGA
Effrenium voratum is the source of this 2028-nucleotide messenger RNA. The record is from the annotation of a GenBank genome assembly. Lineage: Eukaryota; Dinophyceae; Suessiales; Symbiodiniaceae.